Pangasianodon hypophthalmus (striped catfish) is the source of this 3274-nucleotide messenger RNA. It is a transcript of the gene tmem260, whose product is annotated as transmembrane protein 260. NCBI's taxonomy places the organism in Eukaryota, Metazoa, Chordata, Actinopteri, Siluriformes, Pangasiidae. The record is from RefSeq and is a predicted model, not a curated record. Bases 601 to 2673 code for a protein of 690 amino acids. The transcript has 16 exons.
GUGGCAUUGAAAUACGUGACCUUUAUUUUGAAAUGUCUUCACAGCGCAAAACAGUUUGUGGACCUGCGCUAUCCACCGACAAAGCACGAAUGUACACAUCUUUUAAUGUUGUCAGUAAUGAACAUCUGGGAAUUAGUGCACAAAAUGUAGAGUUUUUGCGUUUUUUUUUUUUUUUUUUUUUGUAGGGUGUACAUGUUGAGCUACUUUUAACAAGCCAACGUUUAGCCAAGUUGUGAAUUAGCAGGUUUAUCCGACUAACGAUGGAGCAAUAAAACCUCUGGCUACAAUAUACUCUAUACUUUAAAACAUGUGAUUUAAUUACAAGCUAUUUUAUAAGCAACGUGAAUUUGACUUUACCCUGAUUAACAGAAAAUAAUGACGCUGUAAACACGCGCGGACUGAGCAUAUACAAGCAGCUAAGUGCAGCAGCAGGUGACGUCAUGAUUUUUCGCACAUGCGCACUGGCGGGGAAACCGAAUUCUCCGGAACCGGCAGUAACUCAGAAGCCGAGGAGACAACAUUUCCCGAAGCCAUCCCAGCCAGGCCAUUAAGUCCAUACACAGUAGUGUAAGCGAGGAACACUAGGUCAGGUGGUGUGAAAUGAAUGCGAAAAAAACGUGUUGGACUUUAACAGGAGCGACGGUAGCGUGUGUUCUCGCGCUGUACUUGCACCACAUCCCGCGCUCUGUCGCUGGUGGAGACUCAGGAGAGUUGAUCACCGCUGCUUGUGAGCUGGGGGUGGCCCAUCCCCCUGGAUAUCCUCUCUUUACCAUGCUGGCCUCGCUGACCCUCCGUCUGCUUCCUGCCACUUCUCCUGCACAUGCCGUCAAUGUGCUGUGUGCUGUGCUGGGGGCCAUGGCUAGCGGGGCGCUAUGCUACACUGUCUGCAGAAUGGCUGGGCCUGGUCCGGGAGCUGUGCUGGCAGGUGGAAGCUUCGCUCUGUCCAAACUCGUCUGGCAGUGGUCACUAGUGGCCGAAGUCUUCUCACUUAAUAACCUAUUUGUGGGGUUCCUUUUCUCCCUCUCAGCCUGCUUCCAUAAUGCAGAGACUGUGGACCAGAAGAAAAAGUUUGCUCUGUGGGGGGCGCUGUGCUGUGGAUUGAGUUUGUGCAACCAGCACACUCUGGUUGUGUAUGUGCUCAUCAUCAUACCCUGGUCUCUGCUCCAGCUCUACACUUACAAAGGGUUGUGUUUUUCAGCCAUAGUAUCUCUGGGUGUGUGUUUCCUCACUGGAUUUCUUCCCUAUCUCUACCUGCCAAUUUCCUCAUACCUAAACAAAGCUCGAUGGAGUUGGGGAGACCAGACGACCCUCAGCGGCCUGCUUACACACCUGCUCAGGGCUGAGUACGGCACCUUCAGCCUGGCAAAAUCUGAGGGUAAAGUUAACCUGAUGAAGAUGCUACAAGCUCAGUGUAAUCACUGUAUGGCUGACCUGCCUGUUCCUGUGCUCGUAUUAGCUGUAUUGGCUCUGCUAAAUGCUUUAUGUAAUAGGAGAUGGUGUGCUUUCGUGUGCCUGAUUGCUGUUAUGGUGAGUGUCUAUUCUGUGUUCUUUGCCUGGAGAGCCAACCUGGACAUUGAGAAUCCCCUACUGCUUGGAGUCGUGGAGCGGUUCUGGCUACAGGCUGAUGCUGGUGUGUGUGUUCUGGCUGGUGUGGGGCUGAACUGGACAGUGUGUUUGUUGGAGAGAUGGCUGGGGCUGAGAAAGGUGUGGAACGUGGGAGCCUGGCUCAUCACUGCAGGACUUCUCUCACACACAAUUCACUUAAAUCAAAGAGAGUUUGAUCAGAGUAGGAACGAUGUUGUGGAGAGAUUCGCCCGCGAGCUCAUUUUCUCAUUCCCAGAGAGCUCACUGGUGCUGACCAGGGGUGAUCUUCCCGGUAACACACUCCGCUACCUGCACUACUGCCAGGGCCUGCGGCCAGACCUCAGCCUCAUUGACCAAGAGAUGAUGACCUAUAGCUGGUAUGUGCCUAAGCUGCAACAGCAUCUUCCUGGCGUAAAGUUCCCUGGGCGAGUUUGGGAUCCGGUUAACACUGAACAGAAGAAUAGCUUUAACAUCGAACAGUUUAUCCAGCACAAUAUAGACCGGCCUAUGUUUUUGUGUAUUGGCCUGUCGGAAGGAGACCCAAGUUGGGAGAAGUCCUUCUCCCAGUGGCCGUGGGGGGUCUGUGAGCAGCUGAUGCCCCUUACAAGCCGCCUGCACCCUGUGGAGUGGGUACAGCGCACACAGAAUCUGUACAACUGGAGUGAGCCUCAUAACAGCUUUCCUCCUGGCUCAUGGGAGCGAGUGGCCAAUGAGGAAAUGUGGCAGGCCAGGAUGAAAAUGGCAUUCUUCCUCUUUGACCUUGCUGAGAGGAUGGAGGGAGGGGGUCAGGCUCACCUCUAUGAGCUCUCUUACAAUAUUUAUUGUCAAAUUGUGGGUGCCCAGAUCGACUAUCCUGCUAAUUGGGAUAAGAAUCUGGCUUUGGCUGCUGAGCGCUUGCUCCGUUUAGGAGGAGGACGUCAUGGGCUAGAGUCUCUUCUGAACCACGGUAUUCAUCACUUUAGCCGGUAUAUUGAGAGAGAACCCAUGGACCCUCAGAGCAGCGCCAUCCGUUCCGCCAUCACACACCUCAGCAAGGAGAGGGACAAACUCAGAGACUCACACAGAAAAACACAACAUAGACCACUAUGAAAUUUCAGAAACUUCAGAAAAUGUGAACACGCUUUAACAUAUAUAGCUGUACUGUUUGAGGGAAUAGGAACUCCAGCAAGAAAGGAAUUCCUGAUGCAGAAGCCGGUGAAAAACAGGUUAAAGAAGCAGAAAGAAUGAAAGAUCAAACCAGCCAAUUUCAGUGAGAAUCAUACAGGUCAGUGGUGCCGAUUGAUGCCAGUAUAUGAUGGUUUGUUUUGGUUCUGAUGUUGCACUUAAUAGAUGAACUGAGCUACCUGCUUUUAUUUGGCUAUAUGAUGAUACCAUCAGUUAGGUGUUGAUGAAAGACCUUGUCUUAAAAAGCCAUAUGAUCUUACCAUUUUUGGAAUAUCUUUUUUGCUUUGCAAACACACAGUAGGUGUUGUAAUAACUUUUGAAAAAUAUUAGACACAUUUUUCUAAUAGAGCACUGUUGUCAUUGCUGUCUGAGAUGCUGGGAGGUAUUUUGUAAGGUGAGAUGAAAUACUAUUAAGUGGACCAGGUAGAGGUAAAACAUUUUGAAAAAUAAUGUUUGUUUUCAGUUUGAAUUCACUCUGAAUGUGUGUUAUUUUUGUACCAAAAUAAAUUGAUAUUAUACCAGUGUA